AUGAGUUUGGCAUCGAUUCCAAAAAUAUGUAUGUUGAUGUGGGGCAUCUGGCCCCCAGAGUUCAUAAAAAAUCCCAGUUUAAGAACUUGGUACCUGAUUUAUAAAUAUAUUUUGGUGGUUUAUGUUUCGAUCCUUGCAGGUUCUUUAAUAUCUGAGUGGAUCAGACUCAUUAUUUUCCACAAAUCAGCUGAAAGAAUCAGCAGCAGCGGUUCUCUGGUGGUUACUAUAAUCCUGCUCUCAAUCAAGAUGCUCAUUUAUCAGAAAAACAAGAUUCCUCAAAGGUUUGCUAAGUUUGUGGAAGUGGAAACAGAUAUUGAAGAUUCCAACGAUCCUGAAGUUCAAAAAAUAUACUAUACAGUUCUCAGAUACGAUAGAUACUUGAAUAUUGGAGUUAUUAUAGCGACAACUUUGGCAGUGAGUUCGUUUGCUAUCAUAGAUAUAAUUAAAUUAUGGGAGAUUGGAGUGGAAGCCUGGAAUUUUGAUGAAGCUUCAUUCAUGUAUGAGUUGUAUUUUCCAUUUGAUAAGAAAAAAUACAUGAUUGUGGUGGUUGCUUUUAAUUUGUAUACAAUAUAUAUGGGAGGAGUUCUUAAUGUUGUGUGUUUGUUGCUCAUAUAUACUUUAAUAGUUUUUUCCGCCUUGCAAUUGAGAAUUUUACGAGUGAGGCUCAGAAAGUUUCAUACAUUUGUCGGAAAAUAUGGUAAAGAUAUAAGCGAGACCCUUUAUUACUUCAUUGUUAAACAUCAGAAGUCUAUAGAGUUUGUUGAGACGUUGAAUCAAUCAGUAAAAUAUGUCAUGCUUAUUGAAUUUUUGUUGAAUUCAGCCAACGUUGCUUCGGUCUUGUUUUACAUUAUAACAGUCAAGUCUACGGAUUUUUUCUAUGCAAUCUGUUUACUAGCUCUUCAACUUCUACAGGUAUUUGUUAUAGCUUGGAUAUCAAACGAAGUGAAACUUGAGAGUCUGAAGGUUGCCGAUGCUGUAUAUGACAGUCCCUGGUAUGAACAAGAUGAAAAAAUAAAGAAGUUACUUCAUAUAAUUUUGUUGCGAGGACAGAAACCAUUGACAUUCACCAUUGGGCCAUUCAAGCCUAUGGUAGCUGAAACGGCCAUAAUGACAAUUCAAGCUGCAUAUUCUUAUGCUACUUUAAUGAUGAAGACCUACAAUAAAUAAGAAAAU
Molecule: messenger RNA, 1173 nt
Organism: Sitophilus oryzae (rice weevil)
Lineage: Eukaryota; Metazoa; Arthropoda; Insecta; Coleoptera; Curculionidae
Product: odorant receptor 49b-like
Exons: 5
Coding region: 1-1167 (388 amino acids)
Biological process (GO): detection of chemical stimulus involved in sensory perception of smell; sensory perception of smell
Cellular component (GO): plasma membrane
Molecular function (GO): odorant binding; olfactory receptor activity
Source: RefSeq, a predicted model, not a curated record